Cuscuta campestris is the source of this 1964-nucleotide messenger RNA. NCBI's taxonomy places the organism in Eukaryota, Viridiplantae, Streptophyta, Magnoliopsida, Solanales, Convolvulaceae. The record is from the annotation of a GenBank genome assembly.
CGAAACGGACUUAUCAACCAACUUGGUUUAUCCCUUCACUUUACCUCUGCCAAUUUCAUUUUUCACCAUUUCUUCUUCUUGAACUUAUUCUUUUCUUUCAUCAAAAACCCAAAAAAACAACUCUUUGUUCCACCCCCAUAUUUCGUCCCCCUCAUUUCCUCUUCACCAUCCCAUAAUUCCAUAUUCAAAUAGAAACUUGAAUAUACCCCGGGUCUCGGGUCAGUUUCCUCUCUCGCCACCAUGAUUGUCUCUGAUUCUGAUUCAGCUUCCGCAUCGUCCAAUUCUCGUCAUGCCGAUCAAUCGGCCUCUGGCCGUGACCCAAGCCAGACUCAAUCGUCCCGUUCGUCCCUGCCCGCUAUGCCCAGCCAAAAGCUACGCCGAUUGAGGAAGCAAUUUCCUUCUUCGACCCCAGUAUGGGGGGGCUCAAGGGUUAGGCUGGACGAGAGCAUCAUGGCAUUGUGCCAUUGCCAAGUUACUGACCGGGGGUUCGCCGAUGCCACUGAUAUGGUGGGACCCUCUAUUGAGGUUCUAAGGCCUACUAGCACCCAGACCGCCCUAGACGCUCCGUCGGGGUUCUUUACAGUCCAUUUGGCGUCCCUGAAGAAGGGGUUGCGAUUUCCUCUCCACCCCUUGUUGAUUGAAUUCCUUAAUGAGGUGGACCUCCUCCCCUGUCACUUGGUUCCCAAUUCCCACCGGUACAUUGCCGGUUAUCUAAUUAGAUGCAAGGAUAUAGGGGUGAAACCUACUCUUGACCACUUCCUGUUCACUUUCAAGCUGACCAAGGGUCACAAGGAUUGGGCGUCCUAUGCCAGUCUUUCCCAAAGGUUUAGCAAACUGUUUACUAGCGACAAGAAGGGGUCGACCAAAGACUGGAAACCCUUCUUCGUCUUUGUCUCGACGGGGCCCGAAUCUCCUUUCACGGGUUCAGGGCUCCCUUCUUUCCGUCGCAUCCCUUGUCCCCCAUCUGACGCCACCCUCUUGUCCAUGACCCACCAACUCUGCGGCCGAGGGGCUGUCAAUAUUAAGGAGGUGGUAACCGAGCAGUCUCUUGCCAAGAUGGGGUUUGAGUUUGUCCAAGACGAACUUCGUCACCAACCUGAGCUGUUGAGGGAUGUUCCCGGGGGCGGUCAACCCAACCAGCCAAGGGGCACUCCUGAGGGAGGUCUUGAUUGUGGUCCUUUUGUUGAGUUACAGGAUCUAGAAGAAGAGAUGGACAGCGAUCUCCUGCUCAGUCGCUUCACGGCAGGGAGGAAGAGGAAAAGAGAGGCGAGGGGCCAAGGCAAGCGCUCUUCCUCCCACCGAGGGGAUAGUCCUUCUCAAGAGCCGGAUGUAAUCGUGGUGGAGGACCAGGAUGAUGCGGCCCUAGAAACGGGUACAAAUGCGGUUCAUUCCCCUCUGCACUCUCUGAUGCCAGGUGGCGACCCCAAGGCUACGCUGGGGAUGAUUGAGGUUGUCAGCAGGAAGCGGGGCCGCCAAGCUGCUUUGGAUGAGGCGAUGAAGGCAGCGGAAGCCAAGCAGAAGGAGUUACAGGAGGAGGUCGCCCGUCUUAUGAGGGAGUUGGAGGAGAAGGAGAGCCGAUGCGCUGCUCUUGAGGCAGAGAAAGCCUCCCAACAGGACCGUUGCGUUGCUCUUGAGGCAGGUAAAGCCUCCUUGUCUUUGGAGGUGGAAUCUGUUUCCGCUCGCGUGGUCGAGUUGGAGGGGGAGAAGACUGACCUGAUCUAGCAGCUGGAGUUGGAGAGGAGCGACUGGGCCUGCCAUGUGGAGGACGCGAUCGAGUCUUUUAAGUCCUCUCCUGACUUUACGCUGGUCGCUCUGGAGCGAAUGGACAGGCUGGCAGCCGAGUGGCUCAAAACUGAACCCGGGGCUCAAUGGAUGGUCAAGGAGGGGGGCUAGACCCCUACGAAUUCUAACGACUGGGGGGCUAGACCCCUACGAAUUCUAACGACUCGGGGGCUAGACCCCUA